UGAAGCAGAGGGGAAGAGUGGCUCCCCUCCUCCUCCUCCUCCUCCUCCUUCCCUACUGCACCAAAAGAAAGUCCCGGCUGGCUGCUGCACCAUGUCCUCUCCCAGCAGUGAGGAUAUCUCCGGCUACCACCUGAGCGUGGUGCGUGACCCGCCUGGCUGGGAGGCGGGCCUGUACGUGGUUGGGUUCCUGGUGCUGCUGGGAGCAGCGGGGCUCAACAUCUGGAAACUCUGGAAGUCUGGGACAUUCCCCACUCCGUCGCCGUUUCCCAACUUUGACUAUCGAUAUCUGCAGGAGAAAUAUGGCACCUCUUUCUCAGAAGUCAGACAGAAGAGAGUGGCAGCUAACAACCACCGGCGCACCUCCACAACCUCGAGCCGUAAGCCCAGCCUGGCUCUGGGCGACACCCCGGACGGCCUCAGGGACCUGGGGCACCUGGAGCUGAUGGACCCCUCCGGACUCAACCCGCUCAACCGCUCCAUAUCUACAGACUCUCUCAGCUCCAUCUCCUCCAUCGCAAACAACUUCGGACACGACUUCACUGUGGGGCAGCUUGAGGUGACGUUGGAGUACGAGGCCAGCAGACAGGUGGGGCAGAGUGUUGGCUUCCUGCACAUCCAGCUGCACCAGGGCAAAGAUCUCCUGGAGCGGGAGGAGGGGGACUUCCCCGGCUGCUUCAUCCGAGUGUCUCUGGGGCCUGACGAGCUCAACGUGGGGGUGACGCGGGUUCAGACGAAUGCGUUCACGGUUAUUUUCGAUGAACGUUUUUCGGUGCCCCUGGAUCUGUCCACACUGGAGGAGUACAGCCUUCGCUUUUCUGCGUUUGGCAUCGACGCCGACGAGCGGAACAUCAGUGCAGGAGUGGCAGAGCUCAAACUGUCUGACCUGGACCUCACUAUACGGCCCUUCAAUGCAUGGCUCUACCUGCAGGACGUCAACAAGGCUGUGGAUGCAGUGGGGGAGAUUCUGCUCUCUCUGAGUUACCUCCCGACAGCAGAGCGCCUCACGGUGGUCGUCGCCAAGUGCAAAAACCUUGUCUGGACCAAUGGCAAAAACACAGCAGAUCCGUUUGUCAAAGUGUAUCUGCUUCAGGACGGCAGGAAAAUCAGCAAAAAGAAAACGUCAACAAAGAGAGACGACACUAACCCCAUUUUUAACGAAGCCAUGAUCUUCUCUGUGCCCUCACUUGUCCUGCAGGAGCUGUCGCUAAGGGUGACUGUUGCUGAGGCGACGGAUGACGGGCGGGGCGAGAACCUGGGUCACGUGAUCAUUGGUCCCGAGGCGAGCGGCAUCGGCAUCACCCACUGGAACCAGAUGUUAGCCACGCUGAGAAAACCUGUGUCCAUGUGGCACCCGCUACGCAGGAUCUAGACACAUUUGACCUGGUUUGGUUUGAGAUAAAUGCUAUUCUGUGUUAUUGGUAUACCACUUUAGAACAAUUACACUUUCAUUAGCCUUUAUGGAGCUCAACAGUGACCGCCUACCCUCCUGGAAGUACAUUUCCUAUUCAAUUUCCCAUAGGCUUCUCGAAAAAAAAUAAAAUAAAAAAUGUGGUAACUCAUGACCAUAAGACCCAUAAUUUUAUUUAAAAUCUGUUUCUGAAACUUUAUAAAUCUCUAAGUUAUGAAAACAUUUCACCAAAUCUUGUGUUUUAAAUGUGCUUUUUGGAUUAAAAACAACUACGUUAUAGUUAACACGUAGCUGAUUAGCCUCUCCAGUACCUUUGAACUCUUAAUAUUUGAAUAUUUCCAAAAGUAUAUGGGAAAAAUGAAUGGAAAAUUGACUUAUGGAACCAGAGAAGACUUCAAAGUGGGCGGGACCAGUGAGCUUCAUAAAGCAUGAACAAAGACUUAAAGGACACAAACGCCAAAACUGACUUAUUUGAUUUUUUAAUCAUGUUCUACUGCUGCCUCCUUAUAAAUAACAUGCCUGGAGUUGUAAUUUUGCUUAAUUAAUAACGCUUGUUUCAUUAACCCCUUUCGGAGCACUCAAAAAUGCUUUGUUCGCAUAUUGCCCAGAUUGUUGCAUCAUAGAUAAAAACUCCAGACUUCUCCUGCGCGGUGUGUACCUCCAUAAACCAUCUCUUGUUGUGUUCAAAACAGAUGCAUGGCUCUAUUAGCACAGCAUUCACAGGGAUAAGGACUUCCUUAGUUUAUUUUCCCAUUGUUCAUUCCUGUUGAGGUAGUUUUUGUAAAUUUAGAGAUUAGUUUAAGGUAGAAAAUGUGAAAUACUUAUCCCAAAGUGACCAAAGGCAUGUUUAAAAUGGAAUUAAAGCCACAACGAAACAUACUGUGUGUCCUUCAUUUGAUCAUGAACAAGUUUAUUACGAAUGCUCCAGGUUUAGUACUACUUCAUUAAGGGGUUAGGGGUUAGAGUUAGGGGAUUAAUUACAGUUACCAGCCCUGAGUCAUUCUUCAUAAGCUAUUUGUUCAUUAACUAAGUCUUUGCUCAUGUUUUAUUAAGGAAUGAGGAAGUGUAUUUACCUUUCUUUCUGAUUUGAAUUUUAUUUGAAACCACUUUUUAAUUUUACGUUGGUUAUAUACGUUGGCAGUACAUUGUGGUUUAUGUAAUUGAUCUUAACCUGAACAUGGACUAAUGUUUAACCAACCUAAAACAUACUAAAUUGUCCAACUAUACACCUAUCCAUGGAUUUAAAAGUAAAAACAAGAACUGUUGCCAUAGCAAUUAACAAGUUAAAACUAAAUAUUCUAUCUUUUGAAUCGUGAAAAGUCCGAGAAACAAGAAAUUGAAAUCCACCCAAUAUCCUAAAGGUCUGGAGAUUGGUCCCUAGUUACUGCAUUGAAGGAUGGGUCAAAUGCAGAAGACAAAUGUAUACUUAAACUUACUGUAGCUGUUAAUGAAAGCCACAAAAUAUUGAUAAUUUUGUGUAUGUUUCUUGGUGAAUGACACUGCCUAUACCUGCACUGCCCUCCACGAAUACUGGCCUCCCUGAUCAAAUGUGUAACUUUGUAAAACCCCAUUAAUGAUUUAUGGAGACUCUGGAGCCACUGGAACAGGCAGGAUAAGAAAACAUGUUUUUUUAUAGGUUACAUUAUAUUUAAAAUGAUCUUUAUACAAUUGUAUUUUCAAGCGGAUGCAAAUAUUUUCGAUUUCUUCCAGUCUUCUAUGCUUGUAUCUUUCAAUUAUUUAGUGUUUUAAGAAUAUACUGACAUUCUGUCCUUAGGCAAGACACUUCACCUACCGUUCCUGUGUAUGAAAGUGGUGAGUGAGUGAUUGAUGGUGGUCGGAGCGGCCAGUGGCACAGAUUGGCAACGUCGCUUAUGUCAGUCUGUCCCAGGGCAGCUGUGGCUACAAUAGAAGCUUACCACCACCAAGUCUGGAGUGAAUGAGUAACACGAAAGACUUUAAAGCGACAUGGUAGAGGGAGUAGCUAGGACUCUCACCCCACAGCAAGAAGGUUACAGGUUCGACUCCCUGGCCUUUUCUGUCACGAGUUUGUAUGUUUCUCCUCGUUUCUGUUUACCCCCUCAGCCAAAAACAUGCACCCAAACCUCCAGCUAAUACCAAGACUAGACGGUGUUAAAGAAUGGGUCAAAUGCUGAGGAGGAAUUUCCCUACAGGGGCAUUAAAUCUAACCUUAAUUUUAAGCAUUUGGAAAAGUACUAUAUAAGACUAUUGAAAUAUUAUUAGAAUUAAUGGGUCCAAUAUUUGUGGAGGACACUGUAUGUUCUUAUGCCAGGAAAGGAUCAUUUAUUCUUUCCUUUUUCGGUAAAUGAACGAAAUAAAAAUCCUUGAUCAAAAGCAAAAAAGUAAUCCAUGUAUAGUUUUUUCAGGAAAAAAAAAAGAAA
Messenger RNA from Periophthalmus magnuspinnatus, 3807 nucleotides. RefSeq names its product synaptotagmin XII (gene syt12). The record is from RefSeq and is a predicted model, not a curated record. Gene Ontology annotation, biological process: regulation of calcium ion-dependent exocytosis; calcium-ion regulated exocytosis; cellular response to calcium ion. NCBI's taxonomy places the organism in Eukaryota, Metazoa, Chordata, Actinopteri, Gobiiformes, Gobiidae. Gene Ontology annotation, molecular function: phosphatidylserine binding; SNARE binding; calcium ion binding. Bases 92 to 1369 code for a protein of 425 amino acids. The transcript is spliced from 9 exons.